GUUUGUUUUUAAGAUGGGAAAGCUUAUUUCCGUGGUACAGGUGAUGCGGGCCGGCGAGGCUCGGCUACAUGCAAAUCCGGAGAGCGCGGUCUGCCUUUCGCUUUAAAAGGUUCGGAUUCUGCCGGUCAUCUGAUCCAGGUCAGCGGGACUUUCCUCAGCAGCAGCCCUGCAGCCCCUCGGCCGGGAGCCCCCCGGCUGUGCAUCCCUACAGGACCGGGAGGUAAAAUCACUCCGGAUCGCUCUCGCGUUCCUCUCGCUUUCCACCGCGGGGGUGAAGGAAACCAUUGGGAUUUGCAGGGGUUCCAUCAGGCAGCACCGAUUCCUGAUGCCGCUACGGUGCCCCCCACCCCCGCUCCCUCCCCACGGCCCCUGAGACCCCCGGGGCCUGUUGAGGACGGCGGUGUGGGGCCCUCCCCUUCUGGCAGAGGCCGGCACUCGUCCCCCCAUGGGCUGCCCUGCAGCAUGAGCACCAACGCUGAGCACCUCCCACCGUGGGCCGCUUCCGCGGUGCCCCCCAACGCCAGUGCAGCCUGGAUGGAAGGGCCACCGGCACGGGGCGGACGGGUGGGCGAGCUGGCGGGCAUGGUGGUGAUCCAGUGCAUCUACGCCCUGGUGUGCCUGCUGGGGCUGCUGGGCAACUCGCUGGUCAUCUUUGUCAUCCUGCGCUACACCAAGAUGAAGACGGCCACCAACAUCUACCUGCUCAACUUGGCCAUCGCCGACGAGCUCUUCAUGCUCAGCAUCCCCUUCGUGGCCACCUCGGCCGCCCUGCACCACUGGCCCUUCGGGCGGGCGCUGUGCCGCACCGUGCUGGGCGUCGAUGGCCUCAACAUGUUCACCAGCGUCUUCUGCCUGACGGUGCUCAGCCUGGACCGCUACAUUGCCGUGGUGCAUCCGCUGCGGGCGGCCACCUAUCGCCGUCCACGGGUGGCCAAGAUGGUCAACGGGGCCGUCUGGCUCCUCUCCUUGCUGGUGGCCUCACCCAUCCCCAUCUUCGCCGGCACUGCAGUCACCCGUGAUGGCCAAGCGGUGGCUUGCAAUCUGCUAUGGCCUAGCCCAGCCUGGUCGGCGGCCUUUGUGGUGUACACCACACUGCUGGGCUUCCUGCUGCCGGUGCUGGCCAUGGGGCUGUGCUACCUGCUGAUCGUGGGCAAGAUGCGGGCCGUGGCGCAGCGGGUGGGCUGGCAGCAGCGCCGGCGCUCUGAGGGCAAGCUGACACGCCUGGUGCUGAUGGUGGUGGCUAUGUUUGUCAUCUGCUGGAUGCCCUUCUACGUGGUGCAGUUGGUCAACCUUCUGCUGCCCGGCCGCCUCGAUGCCACCGUCAAUAACGCCUGCCUGAUCCUCAGCUACUCCAACAGCUGCGCAAACCCCAUCCUCUACGGGUUCCUCUCGGAAAACUUCCGGCACUCCUUCCAUGGUGUGCUGCGGCGCUGCCUCGAUGCCAGCCUCUGCUGCUGCCCACCCGAGGCGCGGGCUGUUGGCGAUGAGGAGGAGGAGGAAGAGGAAGAGCCCCUGGAUUACCGCGCCGUGCCCCGAAGUGACCCCAAGGGCAAGGGCUGCAUGUGCCCACCACUGCCCUGCCAGCAGGAGCCCGUGCGCCCCGAACCCUGCUGCAAGCCUGGCACCCUCCUGGCAAAGACCACCACCUUCUAAGGUGCCCUCUGAAGCCCUGCAAAUAGGGUGCUGGGUGAGGAGGGCCACACUGCCCUCCCUUUAGGAACAGAAUGCUUUUCCGAUGACUUUGCCCCCAUUUCUGCUGGGGUGUCCCCCUGGCAUUCUCCACUCCUCGACCGCGCUGUGCAGCCUGAUGAAAUAAAAAGCCAUAACGCUGGCCCGUGACACAGCUCCCAGCCUUGGCUGAGUGAUUAUUGCCACCAGGGAGCCCCCAGGCUAAUGGCUGGGUUCCACCCCAGGGAGGAUGCAGGACGGGAGGGCGGAUGGGAGAGGGCCGAUGGGAGAGGCCAUGGGCACAGAGGGGACCCACGUGCAGCCCCUGGGGACAUGAGGUCACCGGCACGGCACGGCCCAGUCUCUGCUUCUGCAUGGGACCCUGCCAGGGUUCCACCAGCAUUUCCCACCAUUUCAUCCGUGCCCGGGCAAAAAACAGGCUGGGAAAAAAGCCACCUGCCAAAUGGAACUGCAGCUUUGAGUCCUUAACAGGUGCCCACCUUGAGUCUCUCCCCUCAUCUUACAGGGAAAGGAAAAACUUUCCACAAGGGUCUACAAAUAAAAAAAAAUCCCACAUCCCCUCCCCAAAUCCCCAGGCCGAGGGACCAAACCGAUGCUUUCCAGCAGGAAGGCUGUGCUGCAGAGAAGCAUCGCCCUCAAGGGCACUUUGAGCACAGUUGUGGGAACUGACGAGCAGCGCUGGAGCUGCACCGAACAGUGUUAAAUCAGCCACUUUCAGCUUGUUUGGGUUGAGCGUCGUCCUUUUCGUGUUAUUCCCCUUCUCCACUAUUUCUGGCUCAUUCGUUCUAUUUUAAUGCUGCUGGUGAAGGGCACCCUUUCAGCACAACUCUGCUAACCAACAGCUCUGCUUUGCUUCUGGGGAGCCCGGCAAAGGGCUGAGAGGUGCUUGGGGGGGAAGGAAGGGGGGUCAGGCUGCAAGGAGGGAAGGAAGAACAGCUCGUUCCCAGGUUUCUAUAAAUCAGACGGUAAAAGCUUUAUUGGUCUGCACACAACAUCACGAGGUGAUUGCGCGUGGCGUAGGGUAUAUUUCCAACAAAUAAAUAAGUAUUUACACAUGUGCUGGGUGUAUAAAACAGUGGGUUCAACAAUUUACAUGAGGAAAGAGACAACUGGGGCAGCAUGGAGCUGGCGUUCAUCUCAGGGCCUGCUGCAUUGCUCAGUGCCUGAGGGGCACAGAUAUCCCCCAGCUCUGAGCCCAACAUCCCAUCCAGAAAGCUUGGCACUGAGGCUGCCUGCUCGGGCCAGCACUGACAACCCCGGGGGCUGUUUCAGGGAUCUCCCCCAUUCCAACUCUUUCUGCACCCCCCCCGCCCCCAACCCCCCAUUUAUCCUCCAGGCUGCACCUGCAAAGCAGGCAGCAAGGUCUGGAACACAAACAUCACCAGGAAGUUUUGCCAUCAACUUCCACACAAAUUAAACUCAGCCGUGGAUGAAAAAUUAAAAAGGAAAAAAAAAAAAAAAA
Molecule: messenger RNA, 3151 nt
Organism: Phasianus colchicus (ring-necked pheasant)
Lineage: Eukaryota; Metazoa; Chordata; Aves; Galliformes; Phasianidae
Source: RefSeq, a predicted model, not a curated record